AUGCCCAGCUCCAGUGGUGGCUGGACAACAUGGAAGCCCUUGUGGAUGUGUGGCUAUGGUCUGUCUGAUAGUACUGUCGGCAUCAUAGGUCUGGGGAGAAUAGGACAGGCCGUUGCCCGCCGCCUGAAGCCGUUCGGGGUCAAGAAGUUUUUGUACAGUGGCAGCCGCCCGAGGCCGGAGAGUGCCGCCGAGUUCGAUGCCGAGUUCGUGCCACUCACCAGGCUGGCCGAAGAGUCGGACUUUGUGGUGGUGACCUGUGCUUUGACCCCGGCCACCCAGGGAAUGUGCAACAAGGACUUCUUUGGCAGGAUGAAGAAGACCUCUGUGUUUGUCAACACAAGCAGGGGGGCCGUGGUGAACCAGGAGGACCUGUACGAUGCACUGGCCAACGGCCAGAUCGCUGCAGCAGGCCUGGAUGUCACCACGCCAGAGCCACUGCCCACCAACCACCCCCUGCUCUCCCUCAAGAAUUGUGUGAUCCUGCCGCACAUAGGGAGCGACACGGCCCUGAGGAAAAGCAGAACUGGCUCGUGUGGCUCCCCUGGAGCCUCCAGGUCUGCCUGUUGUACCUGA
Messenger RNA from Chaetura pelagica (chimney swift), 573 nucleotides. RefSeq names its product glyoxylate reductase/hydroxypyruvate reductase (gene GRHPR). The transcript is spliced from 7 exons. Bases 1 to 573 code for a protein of 190 amino acids. Gene Ontology annotation, cellular component: cytosol. Lineage: Eukaryota; Metazoa; Chordata; Aves; Apodiformes; Apodidae. The record is from RefSeq and is a predicted model, not a curated record. Gene Ontology annotation, molecular function: hydroxypyruvate reductase [NAD(P)H] activity; glyoxylate reductase (NADPH) activity; NAD binding.